Molecule: messenger RNA, 951 nt
Organism: Caenorhabditis remanei
Lineage: Eukaryota; Metazoa; Nematoda; Chromadorea; Rhabditida; Rhabditidae
Exons: 4
Coding region: 1-951 (316 amino acids)
Biological process (GO): embryo development
Molecular function (GO): protein binding
Source: RefSeq, a predicted model, not a curated record
AUGGUUUUCACUCUGUUCAAACUACCAAUACUAUGUCUAGAAUGCUGUCUGAAAAAUAUGGAUUCGUUGGAUUUACUAUUCCUAUCGUUUACGUCGCGAAAACUGCUCAACCUGAUCCGUCGUACGCGUACAUCUGUCAUUCGAUUCGGUGUGGAGUGUGACUCUGCGGGCUAUCGAACCGUUGUGACUAUCGUACGCCGAGGAGGUGUGGAGAAUGGAAAAUGGACGUUCAAUUUGCCGUUUUCCGUACCAGGAAUAAAGAAGUGGAUUAAAGGAUGGGAAUUCAUGUUUUGGCGAAACCCGAACAACUCUAUCCAAUCCUACACCACCGUCUCCCAUAUCCACGAAGAAUUAAAUCUGGGUCUCGCCUAUUUGAUGUAUCUAUUCAAAUGCAAGACAUUAAGAGUCUCAAUCACAGGACUCACAACAAUCGACAACGGAAAACUGAAAUUUUUAAUAGAGAAUUUUCGAAUUGCCGAGAGGUUCGAAAUAAAUGCUCCAAUGCACUCUACUUUCCAAUGCGACCCGGAAAUUUUCCAAUCAAAGGAAUUAGUGAUGGGCGGGGAGUGGAUAACAAGAGAUAUUCUAUUCGGACUGAAAUGUUCCUGUAUUUUUCUGAAAAACUGUCACAUUUUGCAAAUGAAAGAUUUCGAGGCGUUUAUAAGGAGAUGGUUUAACUCGACGGAUACGGAGUUUCGUCAACUGGCUAUGGUUGUUGAUCUACCAAGGAAUCGAUUUAAUUUGAAGAGACAGAAACUGAUGAAAUGGGAUCCCGAGAUGAGGAGCAGAUAUUAUCCAUUCAACGAGACGGAAGCCUUAGACUGCGAAAACGGAAAGGACUGUGUACGAAACGACGGACUACUGGCGACAGUGCUGAAGAAACAAAAAAUGUUAAUUUUUGUAGUUUGGCAUGAUCGACAUCCUGAUGUAACCGGGUUACAGAUUGUUUGA